This is a messenger RNA of Guillardia theta CCMP2712, 2374 nucleotides long. RefSeq names its product PDZ_CTP_protease and SacI domain-containing protein. The transcript is spliced from 14 exons. Gene Ontology annotation, biological process: phosphatidylinositol dephosphorylation. The coding region runs from base 20 to 2341 and encodes 773 amino acids. Gene Ontology annotation, cellular component: endoplasmic reticulum. Gene Ontology annotation, molecular function: phosphatidylinositol-4-phosphate phosphatase activity; protein binding. Lineage: Eukaryota; Cryptophyceae; Pyrenomonadales; Geminigeraceae. The record is from RefSeq and is a predicted model, not a curated record.
CACACCCGCAUGAUCUUCCAUGUCUGAAGAGAAGAUUGUCGGCGUGGGGAUCGUUUUCGACGAGAAGGAGGGUGGGACGCCUCUUCGGAUCGAAAGCCUCGUGCCGGGAUCAGGCGCCGAUGCCUGUGGCGAACUCAAACAAGGGGAUGAGCUCUUGACGAUCGAUGGCAUCGAGGUGGAAGGGAAGUCGGCAGCCGAUCUCGCCAAGUACUUUCAAGGGCCUGCAGGAAGCACCGUGAUCCUGACUUUAAGGAGGAAGGAGUCUGAGGACGAGGAGAAAGAUGCGAACUUGGAGGACGAAGUCGUGGUCGUGGAAGUCCCUCGAAUUGAGUUCUCUAUCAAUGACGCACAGUUCGUUCCAUGGAUCAACUUCCAGCCGUCAGACUCCGAGGGGAGCCGCUCUCGCUUCAGCGAGGGGAUCAGAAAGGGGGCAGACCGGCUAUGGGCAGGAGUUGCUCCCCUGCAAGGAUCGUUGAUGAAGCAGAUGAAGAACCUGCAGACUUCAGUGCAGAACAACGCCAUUUUCGAGAACAUCUCCAACAGGGCUAUCAUGGUCAAGCAAGUGGCCACGUCCGCAGCCCUGCCCGUCCUCAAGAACAUCCAGAAGGAGUUGGCCCCGCAGGUAGACCCGAAGCCCAAGGACUACUGUAUGUACCUCUACACGUUCCCCGACAAAUUCGUCAUCAUGCCUCCCGUGCUUCCGACCCCGAGCAGCGGCGCGGCGAAGCGGGAGGCUGUGCUGAUAGACCGCUCCUCUAUCGAGAUCUCGUCCCUUGCGGUGGAGGAGGCGGAGAGCAUGGUGCGCGGAAAGGCCAAGGCAGAGAUCAUGGGGAUCCUGGGGAUCGCAAACCUGAUGCAUGCGAGCUACCUCAUCCUGUGUACGGGGAGGCAGAUGGUGGCGAGCAUGCACUGUGGAGUGAUCUACAAGGUCAGCUCGAGCAGCGUACGAGUACUUGCCAAGAAAUCCGACCCGAACCCUCUGGAGCUCUCGAAUCGAGCCAUCGAGUACAAGCUGCUGGAAGAGCUGCUGGACACGUUCAACAUGUUUUUCAGUUAUGAUUGGGAUGUGACGCAAACCCAGCAAAGGCUGGCAGAGAAGUUCAGAUCAAACUUCCACCAGUCGUACAACGGGACUUACGAGGAGCGAGAGAAUCGCUUCAUCUGGAAUCACAACAUCCUCAAGCCAUUCAGCGCCCUCCACCACACUGACUGCCUCCUGCCUGUUGUCAGUGGCUUCGUCGGCUUCCGCAGCAUCCCCCUGUCGAGCGACGAGACUGCGAGUCUUCUCGUCAUCGGUAGACGAGACUGGAGGCGAUCGGGCUACAGGUACUUGUCAAGGGGGGUAGACGCAGACGGGCACGUUUCCAACAGCGUCGAGACCGAACAGAUCAUCUCUCCUUGGACGAGCGCGACCAUGGAUUCCGCACAGGACGCGGCAGGGCCGAGCGACCGGGAGACUUCCGUCUCUUCGUUUGUGAUUGUCCGAGGCUCAAUCCCCCUCAUCUGGACGGAAGCAGACGCCUUCCUGAACCUCAAGCACAAGCCUAAGGAGCUGAGUGGGCAGUACGGCAAGCUCGCGAUCCUCUCGCUGGUGGAGCAGAAGGACUCGUCUCACGAGCGGCCGUUGGGGUUGGCGUACGAGAGGAUGGUGCAGGAGGCGAAGAAGGAGCUGGAGGGAGACAUAGUCUUCAUUCCCUUCGACUUCCAUAACAUCUGCGGGAAAUUAGCUUUCAGGAAUCUGCCGCUGCUUGUCAACGAAUGCUCAUCGCAACUUGAGUCCCACGGGUUUUGCUUGCUCAAGGUUAGGGAUGGAGGUUUGCGGGAGGACAGGCAGCAAGGUGGAGUCAUGCGAGUCAACUGUGUGGACUGUCUGGACCGAACGAAUGUCGCGCAGAGCGUCUUGUCCUUCCACAUCGCCAUGAAGCAGCUGGCAGCGAUCGGGGCGAUCAGCAUGGAGGACAGCGACGCGUGCCUGGCAGCCGUGGCGACAGAGACGAAACUUCCCUUCCCCUGGGCGGAGCAGAUGAGUAAACAGUUCAAGGCGCUGUGGGCCGACCAUGGCGACUUCAUCUCAGUGCAGUACUCCGGCACAGCAGCCCUCAAAGGCGAUCUCACCAGGACGGGCAAGAGAACAGUGGGGGGACUCUUCCAGGAUGGAGUGCUGUCGAUCAAGCGCUGCGUCCAGAACAAUUUUGCUGACUUCCACCGCCAACAGGUCAUCGAAGGCUUUCACGGCAUCCUCUCUUCUCCUGACUCCGAGCCUGUCACGCCCACGGGUGGCGACGCAAAGGAUGGUGCUGGACCAGAGCUGGGGUUGACCGGAGGGGCGGUCUCAAUCUAGCACAGUUAUUGUAAGAAAUCAGUUUGUCUCACU